AUGAUUCAAAUCCAAAAGGAUCAUGCAAUUGCGGAUGAGACAAAAAAAAUCGUUGCACAUGAUGAAGCAGCUGCUUCAAAAAAAGCAAGUGAAACUCAAGCUCUUAAAGACGAUGCCCAGCGUGAUCUAGACGAAGCACUUCCAGCACUCGAAGAAGCUGUGGAGUGCGUUAAAAAGUUAAAAUCAGACCAUAUACGGGAGGUGAAGGCACUGACAAAGCCGCCAUCAGGUGUCAUUCUCACGAUGGAAGCUGUAUGCAUCAUGUUUGGAGUUCCUCCCGUGAAAAAACCUGAUCCUUCGAGACCCGGAGUAAAAAUUGAGGAUUAUUGGGAAUCUGCUCAACAUAGGCUUUUGAGGGACCCAAAGAAGCUUCUUGAAGACCUCCUAAAGUAUGACAAGGAUAACAUCCCGGAAUCUAUCAUUUCAACAAUCAGCCCCUACAUUGAGAGAACCGACUUUGACCCAGCAGCUAUCCGCAAAGCAUCUGUUGCAUGCGAGGCUAUUUGCAUGUGGGUACGCGCGAUGUUCAAGUACUACAAUGUCGCAAAGAUUGUGGAGCCAAAGCGAGUCAAAUUGCGGCAGGCCGAAUCUGAGCUGCUCGCCACUACAGAGAAUCUAGAGAAAACGAAGGCUAGGCUUAAGGAAGUAGAGGAUAAAAUUGAACGUCUUGCGAGCGACUUCGCUCUUGCUGUUGAGAAAAAGGUGAUGCAAAAAGGCCGCGAAAAGAUGGCUUUCAGCUUAAUGAAGGACUGA
Eimeria tenella is the source of this 753-nucleotide messenger RNA. RefSeq lists its product as uncharacterized. The record is from RefSeq and is a predicted model, not a curated record. Gene Ontology annotation, cellular component: dynein complex. The transcript has 3 exons. Gene Ontology annotation, molecular function: dynein light intermediate chain binding; minus-end-directed microtubule motor activity; dynein intermediate chain binding. Lineage: Eukaryota; Apicomplexa; Conoidasida; Eucoccidiorida; Eimeriidae. Bases 1 to 753 code for a protein of 250 amino acids. Gene Ontology annotation, biological process: microtubule-based movement.